Molecule: messenger RNA, 264 nt
Organism: Geodia barretti
Lineage: Eukaryota; Metazoa; Porifera; Demospongiae; Tetractinellida; Geodiidae
Source: the annotation of a GenBank genome assembly
UACAGGGCACGUUUCAUCCGAUUCGUCGUCCUGCGGGGGCUCAACCUCAACGAGCUCUCUCACGGACUUUUAGGUCAGUUCUGGAAUGUACCAGUGACAGUACAAGAGUUCACAGGACUAUUAGACAAUGAAUCGAGGACCGAUGAUUACAUCGUGACAGUCAGGUACCCUGGAACUCCUCCCAGAAGCUUUGUAGGGAUCAAGAAUGGAGUGACAUGGGAGAUGGAGAGGAGACCCUGCUAUUUUGUUGGUAAUGGACAAGGC